UCCGCGCUCGGCUGUUGUUGAUGAAGUUGCUGCGGCUCGGACCCUGUGUCGCUCUGUCUCCGCUGCGGGACAUCGAGGACUGAGACGGGGGGACACGCUGGACAUUCACCCGCCAGGAGACACGAGUGUCGUGGGAGGAGGAGGCGGUGCCGUCGUGAGGACCCUGGAGUCAGCGGCGGGAGGCAGCUAGCCCCCCGGAGCAGCGGCUGGAGAACAGCGGCAGGAGGCAGCUAGCCCCCCGGAGCAGCGGCUGGACGGGUUCUCUUUGUUUGAGCUGUGCCGGGCAAUAUACAUCCUCCCUCCUCAUUUUAUCUUCAAGACUCUCCUCCUUAAAGACUCUCUCUGUGUUUACACUUUGUUAGCAUCAGGCUAAAGAAGGCUAGCAGCUAGCUCGGGAGCUAACGUUAGCACACAGCGGUGUUGUGUUGCUUUCCUUGUGACAGUGACAUAAGGACCCGGGGAGCAGGCUGGUGCUUGGGGGGGGAUAGAUCCGUGUCUCUGGGUAGAGGAGACCCCUAGGACCCCUAAGACUGUCCAUCAACAAGCUGGUGUUGACUUGUUACUUUUGAAACCCAGAUUGUGUUUGUUCUUAACUCCUUUGUGUGACUGGUUUGUAAACAACAAGCUGCCGGUUCAGUGACAGCUGGCUCCCCCCCCCAUGGUUGCGUCACCUGUUUACGUGUCAGUCACUGUUGAGUAACCUGUUACCUUAUAUUUAUUGUGUUAUUGAAAUCAGAUGUUGUGCUGUCAGCCCUAGUUACAGGUUGUGUAGUGUUUUCAUUCAUUGAGUCUUUAGAGAAGUGAGUAGAGAAGAGUUAUGAAUUGAAGAAUCUACCUUGAUAUACGUGUGAGAUAGUAGUGUGACCAGAGAGAGAGGGAGAGGGAGGGAGUGAGGGUCCCUGAGGGUCCCACUGUGUCUUGAGUCGAGCUGCCCCCCCACCCACUACUUGCCAAUGCUGGAUCUGGAGGUGGUGCCUGAGAGAUCACUGGGAAAUGAGCAAUGGGAAUUCGCCUUAGGGAUGCCAUUGGCCCAGGCCAUCUCUAUUCUACAGAAACACUGCCGCAUCAUCAAAAACGUCCAGGUGCUAUACAGUGAGCAGACACCACUCAGCCACGACCUCAUACUGAACUUGACUCAGGACGGGAUUAAACUGCUGUUCGAUGCCACAAACCAGAGACUCAAGGUGAUCGAAGUGUAUGACCUGAGCAAAGUAAAGUUGAAAUACUGUGGAGUCCAUUUCAACUCUCAGGCCAUCGCCCCGACAAUAGAGCAAAUAGACCAGUCGUUCGGAGCCACGCACCCCGGAGUUUACAAUGCCGCAGAGCAAUUGUUCCACCUCAACUUUCGAGGACUGUCCUUCUCCUUCCAGCUUGACUCUUGGAAUGAAGCCCCGAAAUACGAGCCUAACUUUGCCCUGGGUUUGGCCUCCCUGCAGAUUCCACACGGGGCCAUGGUCAAGAGGAUGCACAUCUACACUGGCAACAACCUGCAGGAAACAAGAGCUCCAGCGAUGCCGGUGGCUUGUUUCCUUGGCAACAUCUACGCAGAGUGUGUGGAUGUCCUGAGAGACCGGGCAGGAGCUCUGGGGCUCAAGCUCCACCUUCUCACUGCAGGUUGUGGUCCAAGUGUGAUGGCGGAUUCUAAAGUGAGGUCUCUAGAGAGGAGCAUCUACUUUGGAGAUUCCUGUCAGGAUGUGCUCGGUGCUCUGGGCUCACCACAUAAAGUUUUUUACAAGUCCGAGGACAAGAUGAAGAUUCACUCUCCAUCGCCUCACAAGCAGGUUCCUUCUAAAUGUAACGACUACUUCUUCAACUACUUCACCCUUGGAGUGGAUAUCCUGUUUGAUUCAACAACUCACCUGGUGAAGAAGUUUGUCCUGCACACCAACUUUCCAGGACAUUACAACUUCAACAUAUAUCAUCGAUGUGACUUUAAGAUUCCACUAGCCAUCAAAAAAGAAGGAACUGAUUCCCAGACAGAGGACUGCAUCUUAACCACCUACAACAAGUGGGAUCAGAUUCAGGAGCUGCUGGGUCACCCGAUGGAGAAACCUGUCGUGCUCCACAGGUCCUCCUCAGCCAAUAACACCAACCCCUUUGGCUCCACGUUCUGCUUUGGACUGCAGAGGAUGAUCUUUGAGGUGAUGCAGAAUAACCACAUAGCAUCAGUGACCCUGUACGGUGCUCCGCGGACCACCGGUCAGGCCCGACCCGAGUCCAGCAGUAGUUCCCACUGAACAAGCAACCAGAACCACAUCCCAUUCUGGCCUGUCCUGAAUCUAGUACCUCUACUGACUGAACCUCUAACACGGAGCCAGAUUCUUAACCAAGCAGACCUGACCCGGGACAACAAAGCUAUUCUUGCUCCGCUCAGACGAUGAGUGGAAACACAACAAGAACCCAAGGAACAACCCAAUCCGACCUGACGUUAAUCAGCUCCUCAAGAGUGGGUACUAAGAUUUAUUCUUCCAAUCAGACACAUCCAGCACAUCCCAUGACAUCCAGGAUCUACGUACAUUAUCCCAGUGCUGGAGCAUUCAUGCUUUGAAAUAUAACCAGUGAAAUAAUUCCCUGGUUGUGUGGAAAUAUCACUGUGGUGCUGCAAACUGACGAAGUGAAGAAAUCUGCGUUGUGGUAGAGCUCAGCUGUUUCCUGUCUCCAUCCUGUGACUGCAUCCGCCCAGGAGCACCGACGACCACAGACUGUAGUUUGGAACGGCACGGUUCCACCAGUGAGAAGAACCACGACUGUAAAAACCUCCACGCCGGUGUGGUGGUGAGACUGCGAGCGUUUGAAUUCAUCUGCUGCACAUUUUAAGGACAACAGCUGUGAGGUCAGCACGGCCGCCACUGGAAACUGCUGUGGCCAAAGUCUUGAAGCGAACUUUGGCUCGACCCACUGACGCCACCUCAUCCGACCACACUGCCAGCCCGAGCCGUACCGCCUGUCUUCCUGCCUCAACUGCAUAAUCAGACCUGACUGGAUCGGUCGAAACCCCCGGACACGUGCGAACCACGAGAACCAAACCAGCCCAACCCGACCAAGAGACCAUCAGAGCCAAACACACACACACACUGCAGAGGACUGAAACCAACACACAGAAGCACACACAGGAAUCUGUUGAAACACACUCAGGGUGUGGACAGAGACGUGGCCCAGGACGUAACCCCCCCUCCCGAUGGACGAGCCAAUCAAACCAGACGAUCCAAACGUCACCUCCUGAUUAUUGUCUCCCUCCUCAUCUUCGAACCCGUCCUUCACCCUUGUUCAGUGGUGCCCUCAAAGACACACAACACACAAACAUCAGCGAACACUGUUAAUCCCAAGCUGUUGCAUUCAGCUCUGGACAUUAGCUCCUCACCCUCACAAGUGAAUAUUUGCAUGUGCUCGGCCGCCGAUCGACAUUUCAGGACAUCAAUUCUAAAGCACAGUUACACAACAGCAGCAGCAAUCUGCUCACUGCUGUGUCCUUUCUCAUAUUUCAAACCUGGCUCCUCUUGUGGAGCCUCAGCAGAGCUAACACAAAACACGGGAACACGCAGGCAUGACACGAGGUUUGCAUGAACCUGGCCGACGCUUCGGAAUGGGAAGAGACUCGUAACGAGAUCAAACCGGCAGCCGGCUGUGCUGGUUUGAUCCUGCAUGUUGUGAAGAGGCGGAGUUUUGGCACGUUGUUUGUUUUGUUAUUUCCCUCUUUUCCCUCUUUCCCAUUUGUGACCAUUUCCAUGAUGAUCAGUGUUGAUUGAGUCAAAUCCAUUUUGUACAUUUGCACUAAUACACAAGUUCGUACUUGACCGGUCGGUUGUGCCCGAUACUCAGAGGUGGAGUCGUGUGUGUGUGUGCGUGUUUGUGCGUG
Molecule: messenger RNA, 3856 nt
Organism: Limanda limanda (common dab)
Lineage: Eukaryota; Metazoa; Chordata; Actinopteri; Pleuronectiformes; Pleuronectidae
Gene: phaf1
Product: phagosome assembly factor 1
Exons: 16
Coding region: 954-2237 (427 amino acids)
Biological process (GO): Golgi to plasma membrane protein transport
Cellular component (GO): synaptic vesicle membrane; dendrite; trans-Golgi network
Source: RefSeq, a predicted model, not a curated record